Messenger RNA from Trichoderma atroviride IMI 206040, 942 nucleotides. Lineage: Eukaryota; Fungi; Ascomycota; Sordariomycetes; Hypocreales; Hypocreaceae. The record is from RefSeq and is a predicted model, not a curated record.
AUGUUCCCCAAUCUCCUUUGCCAUGUCUACAUGCUCUGCACAACGCCAGCGCUAGCAUGCAAGAAUACGUUCAGGCACCAAGGAGAAGAAAAGGCCCGGGAAAUCAUAACCGACCAGGCAGGCAAUGUUUAUCACCCCAAUCUGUACUCUCCCGCUAUCAUAAGCCUCAACAAAAGAGACAGGGAGAGCAACCCCCUCAACCUCCUGAAUAGAGACAGCAGGAUCUCUACUCCAAGGUUCUUCAACGCGUCUAUCUAUCCCGUCUUCUGCUUACGGACCCUGCUUCAGAUGGCCAACGGUCUCUUCGACACAUACCAUCAAAGUUUUACAGUAACCUCCCAUUUACCUACAGCCGGAGAGCAUCCUCUCCAACCGCCUUGUUGGCCAAGCUUUGAAAACGUACCUCUCCACAAGGUUCAAGAGAUUACUCCAGUCGCCUGUCGGCUACAGUCGCGGAUUUUAUCUUGUGAAAGGGAUUGUUCAAUUUUCAAGUCCCCGGCAGCCGAUGGCCAAGAGCUAUCUAUACUCAGUCUCGCCGAAAGAGCCAGGCUCGACGGUCAGCAGACGGGGCUCUUGCCCUCUGUCGCGUCCCGUUCCAGGGAACUCGGGCGGCACCUCACCAAAAGCAUCCUCUACAAAUUACAUGGCCACCCCUACGACUAUCGUUAUAUUGGGGGUGGUCAUUAUCGCUAUAUUGUACAGCUCAAGAGACACGUCGCCAUAUUCCCACCUCUUACUAUAAAUCAGGAGCCGUUGAACGGACUCAAGAACGGCAUUGCGUCGUCGGUGGAUUGUUCUAUACAGAGCUCAAAGAAAACAAAGUCUGCUCAAAAGAGUCGAACCAGCCAUAUCGGAUCCAAUUUUUUCGGUAGUCCCGUGGCAAUCAAAACACUGUUUGACUACCCGUCAAGCGAACUGGAGGUGUCCCUGACCCUCUUAUGA